CGGUUACCGGUCACCUACUGAGCCCGUGACGAUCGCGGACUAAACUUGCGAAUUUAAAUUUCGAACGAUUCGCAUCUAUCGACGACCAUUGUUUGAGCGAACAAUGCGACGUGCGUAAUCCAGCUUCCUGUUUUGGAUUGAAUUGUAUUCAUAUUAGAACGAGGCUAGUGUUUAUGGACCUUUGUUUACUGAGAAACUAAGUCUCGUCGAACAGUACGAAAGUUACAUCUUAUCCAUUGAAUAGCUAAUAAAAGCCGUCAAACUGUAUUCCUUCGAGAACUUCAAGGCUUACGAGUACGAUGACGAUUGCAAUGGACACGAGGAUAGAUUUGAUACGAAUAAGAAAAGCGUGACAAUGCGAGAAAAAAGGGGAGGCGCUAUGAGCAAAAUGCAAAAGCUCAGAAAGCGCUUGUCCCUAAGCUUCGGUAGAUUAUCAACAAAAGACGAGUCGGAAGGCGAAGACAAAUGCAGAGAUCGACCGUUUGGCGGUAGCGGCGCGCGUGGCAAACUACCCUACAAUGGAUACUCGGAAGAAUGCCUAGACCGAUUAGAACCAAACGGAAAUAUACCUAAUGAUAAGGAUUCACAUUAUGAUUGGAGUGGCAGUGGCAACGGAGAAUAUCGAGUUAGAAGACAGCUCUCAGUAUCAUCAGACUCGAAAUUACUAGACGAGGGGGCGAGAGAGGAGGCAAGGGUGAUUAUGAGGCCGAAGCGACCUCCCAGGCCCAAGUCCGAAGCGUUCCUAGGACCACAUGAACAUUCAAAUAGACGUACCAAGCGAUUUAGUGCCUUUGGGGGUGACUCUCCAUUCGGGAAAUCCGAAGCGUAUAUAAAGCUGGAGCAACUCGGCGAAGGGUCAUAUGCCACAGUGUACAAGGGCUAUAGCAAUUUAACACAGCAAGUUGUGGCGUUAAAAGAAAUCAGACUGCAAGAAGAAGAAGGCGCGCCGUUCACGGCAAUACGGGAAGCGUCGCUACUCAAGGAACUGAAACAUGCGAAUAUCGUUACGUUACACGAUAUCGUACAUACGAGAGAGACGCUCACGUUUGUCUUCGAGUUUGUGGAUACGGAUCUAUCACAAUAUAUGGAGAGACAUCCCGGUGGUCUCAAUCGUCAUAAUGUUAGGCUGUAUAUGUUCCAAUUACUUCGAGGGCUAUCGUAUUGCCAUCGGAGAAGGGUCUUACACAGGGACGUGAAACCUCAAAACUUAUUAAUAAGUUCGCACGGUGAGCUUAAGCUUGCCGAUUUUGGUCUUGCACGCGCUAAAUCAGUGCCCAGUCACACGUACUCACACGAAGUUGUCACGUUGUGGUACAGGCCACCAGAUGUACUGCUGGGCAGCACGGAGUAUUCAACUUCUCUGGACAUGUGGGGUGUGGGAUGUAUUUUCGUGGAGAUGCUUUGUGGUGUUCCCACGUUCCCUGGAGUACGUGACACCAACGAUCAACUUGAUAAGAUUUUCAAGGUCCUUGGAACUCCAACAGAGGAAAGUUGGUCAGGUGUAACUCGCCUACCGGGUCUACGCACGCACAUUGCUCGUUGGGGCUGGUGCGCAGCUAGACCGCUCGCAUCGGCUUUUCCGCGCAUGCGCGACGCUGGAAGGGAUGCGCAGAGAUUAGCCGCGGCGCUAUUACAGCCGGAUCCGACGCGAAGGUUGUCAGCUCCAAGGGCGAUGAGACACGAUUACUUCGCUGAACUGUCUUCACGUCUUUCCGACUUGCCUGAUGAGGUGUCAAUAUUCACAGUGGAAGGCGUAAGUCUCCAUCCAGAAGAAUAAGAACCCACCGAAGCGAACUUUUAGUUGAAUCUUUGUUCCUUCUGUCGACAUCGCGUUUCGGCAGUCGACAUUACGUUUAUCUAGUGUCGAUAACGUUCAUUAGUUAGUACGUUCCAAUUCCUAUAGUUUUAAUGCAAAUUCCGGUUGACAUUUUGUCGAAGGACCAAAAAGUGAUAUUCUCCCAAUUAAGACGUACAUUGAUUGUCGUCCAUUGAUUCUGCUAUUUGCAACCAGUCUGCCAGAAUUAAAAUUCGAUCAAGAUAAAAAAUAUCCGUCAAAAACUACUGUACUAUUGAAAAAUUUAAAUAGCAGUUUCAGGGAUCUGUUUCUGUUGAUAACACCUAUCUAUCGAUUUGUACCACGAUAUCUCUUUGCUCAUUCAAUCUUAAUUUAACAACCCAAUCCUUUAU
This is a messenger RNA of Pieris napi, 2187 nucleotides long. RefSeq names its product cyclin-dependent kinase 14 (gene Eip63E). Gene Ontology annotation, molecular function: cyclin binding; ATP binding; cyclin-dependent protein serine/threonine kinase activity. The transcript is spliced from 11 exons. The record is from RefSeq and is a predicted model, not a curated record. NCBI's taxonomy places the organism in Eukaryota, Metazoa, Arthropoda, Insecta, Lepidoptera, Pieridae. Bases 356 to 1777 code for a protein of 473 amino acids. Gene Ontology annotation, biological process: protein phosphorylation. Gene Ontology annotation, cellular component: nucleus; cytosol; cytoplasm.